Pristis pectinata (smalltooth sawfish) is the source of this 1333-nucleotide messenger RNA. RefSeq names its product protein FAM241B-like. Gene Ontology annotation, cellular component: intracellular membrane-bounded organelle. The transcript has 2 exons. The record is from RefSeq and is a predicted model, not a curated record. NCBI's taxonomy places the organism in Eukaryota, Metazoa, Chordata, Chondrichthyes, Rhinopristiformes, Pristidae. Bases 138 to 482 code for a protein of 114 amino acids.
CUUUGAGCUGUGCUGUGGGCACAGCCGGUCGCUGGGAGCUGGGAGCUGGGAGCCGGGAGCCGGGAGCCGGGAGCCGGGAGCCUCCGCUGUUGGCACCCUCGUUAAUUCUCUCUUUCUCUUCCUCAGACCGCAGGAAAAUGGUUCGUAUUCUGGCCAACGGGGACAUAGUGGAUGAUGACGAUCCGCGGGUCAGGAAGGCACCUCCGCGCCGAGAGGAGCUGAACAGGGGCCGGCAGGGUUUUAUCCGUAAUACAGAGAAUGCAAACCAGCCUCACCAAGGACCAGCCAACCAAGGCCACUCGCUGUUUGCGGACAUGAAUCAGCGUUUGAUUAACAUGGGCUUUCCACGAUGGAAUCUGGGAAAUCAAGUCAUUGAACCCAUCAUGUCCGUGCUUCUGGUGCUGAUGCUCAUGUUAUUUGGAGUGCGUGGCCUCGUUCUCAUCGGUGGGCUGUACCUCUUCUCUCAGUUUAGUCAACGGUAACUGAAAGAAUUGCCGUGCACUUAUAUCUGACGGUACAACAACUCCUUUCUCCUUCCCCCUUGUAAAACCAUGUAAGAGAAUAUACUUAAGUUUCUAACUAUAAAAAGGAAAAUUGAUUGUUUAGCCAUCAGCUGCUCCAUUCCUGCAAUAUUUGGUUCAUUGUUGGAUGAUCGGAUCAUCGCUCAGUCUGAGUGCGUUAAGGGCAUCUUCACUUAUAAAUCAUCAUGUGCUGAUCUUCCAGUUCAUUCAAAUCAGCCAAUCAGAAGUAAAAAGAAGAAGCUGUUACCUGAAAGAGUGACCAAAAAAGUUAUUGCAUUGUCUUAAGAACCCAACUGGCUCAUCGGGCAGGAAAUCUGCCUUGCUUCUGUGGUCUGGGCCCACAGGUCUCACAUCAUUGUGAUUAUCAUUUAGCUGCACACCUCAAAUGAGACUGGGCAGAGGGAUGCAAAACUCCUCCACCUUGUCAAACCAUCUCUACUUUGGUCUAAAGAGCCAUCAACUCAAGUGACAAAUAUACAUGCAAACCUGCAGACCUUGGGGAAAGGUUCCUCUAGCUUGUUAAUAGUACAAUGUGACUUUAAGGUUACAGUUACACUGAGAGGGAGGGUUAACCAGUGCAUCAUGGUUAAGUUACUGGAUUAGUAUCCAGCAGCCUGUUCUAUUAAAUCAGGAAAGAACAAAUUUGAUUAAAUGAAUCUGGACCAAAAAACAAGUCUCAGUGAUGGUGAAUAUGGAAUUAGUGGAUUGUGUGAAAUCCCAUCUAAUUCAAUGAUGGGAAUGUGGAAGAUUGCGACAGGAUUACUGAUUUCUCUGUGCACUGGAACGAACAUGAAAUAAAAUUAUUACCAAUA